Messenger RNA from Panicum virgatum (switchgrass), 378 nucleotides. Its product is annotated as zinc finger protein 8-like. The transcript has 2 exons. NCBI's taxonomy places the organism in Eukaryota, Viridiplantae, Streptophyta, Magnoliopsida, Poales, Poaceae. The record is from RefSeq and is a predicted model, not a curated record. Bases 1 to 378 code for a protein of 125 amino acids.
AUGGAUUUGAGUCAGGAAACCAAGGACAACAAGGCGUCCCCGAGCGGUGAGGCUCCCGACGACGACAAGGAGCUGCAGAAGCAGCGCGCCGGCAGCAGCGGCGGCGGCGAUGACAACGACGACGACGAGGGAACAAGGCAGCCGUACAAGUGCACCUUCUGCAGGAGGGGGUUCCCGACGGCGCAGGCGCUCGGCGGCCACAUGAACGUCCACCGCAGGCACAGGGGGAGACCCACCACCGGCGCCGCAGCGGUGCAAGGAAUUACCAGCAGCAGCAGAAGCGGUUGCUACGAGCAGCAGCAGCAGCCACAACCUGAUCAAAAGGGAAGCUCGCUCGUCUAUGGAUUGCUAUUUUACUUUUUAAGUGCUCAUCAAUAA